CAGUACAAGAUAGUGAUGUGAUCACAGGUUUCACUUACCGUCUUCCAGAAUGGCAGAAUGGUGUUUUAUUUCAUUAUGCGAUACCUAUUAUGGAUGAUGAUAGCUUGAAUGUGCUUUGGAAUUUUAUGGCACAAAAUCCUUAUUGUUUGGGUGCUGAGAUACAUGUUGAGCUCAGUGAGAAUCAGGGUGGAGAGGAAGAAGAUGAUACAUGGAGCGUGCCAUCCGAUCAUGACUAUGAUGACGGUGAUGACGGAGAGGAGGAAGAUGAGGAGGAGGAGGAGGAGGAAGAGGGGGAAGGAGAGCAGCUUAAUUAUCCUCCAUAUUUUUACUUGCAGGGUAAUGAAGAGGACGGAGAAUUAUCACUUGUUGAUUCAUAUGGCGUAAUUCCAAUGCCUAUUGUUGAUAGUUUUGAAGGAGAAUUCUACAAGGGGCAGAUAUUUCACUCGAAACAAGCUGCACAGAUGGCGAUUAAACACCACGCACUACAACGCAACUUUCAAUAUGGCGUGGUGGAGUUGUCACCUUCAAUCUGGAAGGUCAGAUGCUUGAGGCACAAGGAUGACAAUUGUCCUUGGAUGGUGCGGUUUGGAUGUCGAGAUGUUGGAGGCGAAUGGACUGUGAGAAAGGCUGAGUUGGUGCAUUCUUGUAGCAGUACGACUCAACCGACGGAUCAUCGCCAUCUUGAUGUUGACAUGAUAUCUGAGGCUAUCAAACAUUUGGUACGUGCCAAACCAAAUCUGAGUGUUCUAACUGUUCAGGCCGAGUUGAAAGAUAAGUUUAAUAUGCAAGUUACUUACAAGAAGGCUUGGUAUGGGAAACAAAGAGCAUUGGAGAAGUUGCAUGGAAAUUGGGAAGAAUCCUACGAUUUUUUGCAAACAUUCUUGCGGGUGGUCAAGAGAAAAAUGCCAACAUCGGUGAUUGAUUGGGUAAGAGUUCCUUCGACUCAACCAGGUCAUUCAAUAUUUUAGCGAGUAUUCUGGGCUUAUGGACCUUGUAUAGAUGGAUUCAAGAAUUGUCCAGACGUCAUGGUUGUUGAUGGAACAUUUCUUAUUCGGAAGUAUAAAGGAGUGCUACUCAUGGCGAGCUCAUUUGAUGGUCGGAAGAAGAUUUUUCCAAUUUCAUUUGCCAUAGUGGAGAGCGAGAAUACUGAGAGUUGGCCAUGGUUCAUGAGGAACGUUCAGGGUUUGACUGAUCGAAAUGAUGUAUGCAUCAUCUCAGAUAGACAUGCAGGACUCUAUGAAACCAUGAAUAACAUCGGAAGAGGUUG
Molecule: messenger RNA, 1267 nt
Organism: Linum trigynum
Lineage: Eukaryota; Viridiplantae; Streptophyta; Magnoliopsida; Malpighiales; Linaceae
Source: the annotation of a GenBank genome assembly